Messenger RNA from Durotheca rogersii, 1891 nucleotides. RefSeq names its product FAD/NAD(P)-binding domain-containing protein. The record is from RefSeq and is a predicted model, not a curated record. The transcript has a single exon. Lineage: Eukaryota; Fungi; Ascomycota; Sordariomycetes; Xylariales; Xylariaceae. Gene Ontology annotation, molecular function: FAD binding. Bases 122 to 1465 code for a protein of 447 amino acids.
CAUAUCCCUCCCUCUGCCUAUCAACUAGGAUUGGAGAAAUAUCUCAGGCAUCUACGUAACACAAACCUAUCACUCGUAACCACCACGAGCACUCCCACGACCCCACGACCCCACGUCAAAAAUGCCGCUGAAGGUCCUCAUCAUUGGCGCAGGUAUCUGCGGGCCGGCCAUGGCAACGCUGCUACGCCGCUCUGACCCGGAGACCAGCAUUACCAUUAUCGAGCGGUACCCAGAACUACGAAAGAACGGACAGCAGAUCGACCUGCGCUCGUGGGGCGUCCCCAUCAUCCAGCGUAUGGGGCUCCUCGACGCCAUCCGCGAGAGGACCGCGGUCGAGAGCGGCGUGGCCUUCGUUAACUCCCAGGGGAAGAUCUGCGGCCUCUUCGGCGUCGACAAGACCGGCACCGGCCAGCAGGGCUUCACCAGCGAGUUCGAGAUCAUGCGCGGCGAUCUCUCGCAAGUGCUCUACGAGGCCAGCCUGCGGGAGCCGAAGGCGCCAGAGAGCGGCGACGGGAAAACACACAACGGCCGGGCGCAGAACGGCAGCGGAGGAGACGGCCCCGGCGUCCGGUACCGGUUCGGCACGUGGGCGACGGCGAUGGCGCAGGACGAGGACGGCGUGGACGUGACGCUGUCGAGCGGCGGCGUGGAACGGUACGACCUCGUGAUCGGGGCGGACGGGCAGGGCUCGCGGACGCGGCGCAUGCUGUUCGGCGAGGAGGCCGGGCAGGCCAUGUUCCACCCGCUGGGCCUGUACGUGGCGUACUUCACGGUGCCGCGGGAGGCGGGCGACGACGACAUCGGGCGGCUAUACCAGCCGGGCGGGGGGCGCAGCGUCAUGUCGCGCACGGGCAAGGGGGUGCGGACGCAGGCGUACUUGAUGAUCCGGACGCGGGACGAGGCGGUGCGGCGCGGCAUCGAGGGCCAGCCGCCGGAGACGCAGAAGGCGACGUUCGCGCGGCUGUUCCGCGGCGCCGGGUGGCAGACGGAGCGCUUCCUCGCGGGCAUGCCGGGCGCGACCGACUUCUACGCGCACCCGGUGGGGCAGGUGAGGGCGCCGGCGGUGGCGCUGGGCCGCGUGGCGCUGCUGGGCGACGCGGCGUGCUGCGCGGCGCCGGUGACGGGCAUGGGCACGACGGUGUCGCUGAUCACGGCGUGGACGCUGGCGGGGGAGCUGGCGCGGCAGCGGGCGGCGGGCAGCGGCGGCGGCGCGGAUGUGCCGCUGGCGCUGCGCGCGUACGACGCGAGCGUGCGGCCGUACGUCGUCGAGGCCCAGCGCCUGAUCCCCGGCGUGCCGCGGCUGCUGACGCUGAAGUCGCGCUGGGCCAUCGCGCUGUUCAACUUCGUCGUCGGCAUCGUCGCCUUCUGUGGCCUGCACAAGCUGUUCGGCCGCUUCGAGGCCGAGGACAAGGGCGGCCUGCGCAUCCCCGAGUACCCCGAGCUGAAGCUCGCCCCGGUCGAGUAGGCGGGGUGUCUAAGGCGGGAGAGGUGGCGGAGGGGGGCGCGGGUGCUGGCGCUUCCGCGUUACGGUUGUGAGGGGUUGUAAGAUUUUUAAGGGCAUAUAUAUAUAUACCUAUACAUGCGUUAGGGGACCCAAGGAUAGGCUUCUCCGCUCUGCUUUACGCUUUGCUUUAUGCUUAUGGUAGCUUUGGGCUUAUCUGACGCGUCUACGCGACGGAUACGGACAAAUUCUGAUAUAACGCGUUCGAAAAGCAGGAAGCGAUUCACACUGUGCAGGAACGCAGGCCAUUCCGGUAAUACCUAACUAGGCAAUAGUGAGUAGUAGGAGAAUCUACUAGAUAACUCCCCUGUGGCAUAGAUGUCUAUCUUGGUAGCGUUUAUUAAAAAAUUAUAAGUAGGUAGGCAAUAUUAAUUACUACCUAUCUUCUAA